AUGCUGAAGCGCAGCAGUAGCAACUCGGUCCCGCAGUACAUCCGCAUGAUCACGCCUUUGGAGGUCUACCCGAAAUGCUCCUCGGUCGAGGCGCUGCGCGACCUUUGGUGGCACCCGCUCCUCAGCGAGAAAGGGGCGACUCCGUCGCUGGUGAAGCGCGUCGAGUUCAUCCGCUUGCCCAUGGAGCUCAUCACUCCAGGACCCGCUGGACCACGACAUCGCUUUGACGGCCUUGCGAUCUUCGUCAUCUCGCCGUCACUCCCCAAGAUCCUCCCGAGGAUGCUGCACACCGAGGACCCCAUCUCCUCCAUCGAGGAGCAGCCGCCCUACAUACUCGACGUCCCCGUUGUGGCCCUGCCGAUCGUGUACGCCUUCAUGGAGGACCCCGGGAUGAGCGGAGCUGCGAUUGGCCGGGUCUCUCGUAGCCCAGGCCACACUGCCGAUGCUCCAAGAACCAUCGUGGAGAUCCGGCUUCACAGGAGCAUCUCGGCCCUGGAGCAGGAACUCCGCAUGCGUCGCGUCCGCAGCGCGGCGCUCCCCCCGGACUCCUUCUACGGCUCCCACGCGAUGUUCUCGGACCCGGCGGCGCUCAUCGCGGACCUCGCUCACCCAUCGGCCGCUUGCAAAGCUUGGCCGUUGUGCAGCGGGCUCAUACUUCUGUCCUCGCAAAAGGCUUUGCUUUUGACUGAGGCGGAGGCGGACACCUGGCAGCCUGUGCUAGACAAAGCCCUGCAGGAGGAUACGGGAACGGCCAUCCUGAAGCUGCAGUGGAAGCCGUCGCGACACGGUGGGCGCGAGUACGCCGUUCCGUCGGCGACUGCGCAGCAGCUCGCUGCUCUCCGGCGCACCCGGGCCCCUCGUACCCGCAGGGCGGCCAGGCUCGAGUCUGUGACCGACGCCGAGAUCCGAGGUGCGGCCAGCGCCGACGAGAACGAG
Messenger RNA from Prorocentrum cordatum, 936 nucleotides. The record is from the annotation of a GenBank genome assembly. Lineage: Eukaryota; Dinophyceae; Prorocentrales; Prorocentraceae.